This is a messenger RNA of Penicillium soppii, 6177 nucleotides long. RefSeq names its product NACHT domain protein. The transcript is spliced from 3 exons. NCBI's taxonomy places the organism in Eukaryota, Fungi, Ascomycota, Eurotiomycetes, Eurotiales, Aspergillaceae. Gene Ontology annotation, molecular function: protein binding. The record is from RefSeq and is a predicted model, not a curated record. Bases 1 to 6177 code for a protein of 2058 amino acids.
AUGGCUCCAGGUAUCAUGUCCCCCGUUCCGGGAAAUAUUACCUCCCCUUUCUACAGCAGCUUCCCAGGAAACUCUCGACAAGUCUCGGCAAUGUCCACUGUCUUUGACGGUGACAACCACUCCAACGGAAACCUGUCACGUCCGAGUAAUUCGCGCCGCGAGUCGUUUAUGCCUAAAAAAUUCGGUACGGCUGGGAGCUCUAAACUCUCUGUUGUGGUCCAGGGACUUCAACGCAAGAGCGGUGCGGAAUUGGGCGUCAACUCAUCCUCUACCCUUUUCAACACCGAUCAUGCCACCAUUUUGGAAUGGAUUGCCACAGAGCGUAUGAGCCACCUGCCUCCCGAGGGAAGUAGUUACGACAAGGUGCUUGCUUGGGCCCAGCUCUUCGUUGAGCGUUUGCACUCCUUUGACGUUGCUAUUCGAGACUUCGAGGGUGGCAGCUGGCUCGCCGCUCAACUAUCUUACGGCUACUGUGCUAUGCUACUUGAGCUUGGAAAGGAGAAUGCACCGGCCUUGAUGGCUUCCUUUGGAUUUUUCUAUAGCACUUCCUCUGCUUUAGUCAACCUCCUUGAACGGACUGAGCUGUUCGCUGUCUCCCAGGAGAUCAAGGAUCAGCUAGUUGAGGCCUUGGCUGAUCUCGUCUCUUUGGUCGCCGGUGUCUCCACACACUUCCACCAGUCGAUCUACGCAUUGACCGAGGGCUCCAUCUCUAUCAAUAUCUAUGAGACCUUCACUGGUCAGAUCGAGUCAUUCCGUGAACGCUGUGCUAAGAUUUCGGACUCUAUGUGGCGGCACCAACUCGUCAACGAGAGCAAGGAUCCUGAGCUCGUUCAUGUCGUCAAGUCGGUUCGCACCUGGCUCUCUCCCGAGGAUCGCGUUCUCAGCCACCUCGCCGAAAACACCUCCCACCUGGCCCACGAUCGCGAGGAGAUGACAUGUCUCUGGAUGAACCCAUACUUGACCCGUUUCCUGAAGAGUGAUAAUCAUGCUCUUGCCUUUACUGGUGCCCCUGGAUCCGGAAAGACAGUGUUAGCUUCUGUCAUCAUCGACCGUCUGCAGGAUCAUAUUGGCGGUGUUGCCUACAAGUCAUUGUUCAUUCCAAUCAACGCCAGAAUUCCAGCUGAGACCACACCUAUCGCGAUUGCCAAGACGAUUCUCUUCCAGCUCUUUGAAAAGCGCAUUGGCAAUGUUCAACUGCUGCAGAUUCUGCAGGAUGCCUAUGACAACAGCAAGAAGACCACCAACGAGAAAGACUACGAGAACAUCAUCUGGCGCGCCCUUGAACAGGCUCUCGGUGCCCCCCUCGCCCGCGCUAAGAAUCUUGUCAUCGUCGUCGAUGGUGUCGAUGAGGCUUCUUGCGGCGAGGCGCCCCUGCUUGAGAAGUUGCUUACCUCUACCUCCAACGGUACUAAUGUCAAGCUGAUUACUCUUGGUACUGAGAAGCCCCAGACUGCCGCCAGCGUGAUGCAGGUUCAUAUUGGCCCCGAGCGCAUUGCAGAUGAUAUCUCCACUGUUGUGCGCAGUCACUUCACUGAAAGCCCAAAGCCCUCCGAGACCAAAUGUUUCCUGUCCAUGGAUGAGAUCGAGCAGGAGACUCUCGUUGAUCAGAUCAGCGAAGCCUCUCGUGGGUCCUUCCUGUGGGCCAAACUCUGCACCAAGCGUGCUCGCCAGGAGCAGACCCCUGAGAACGUCCGCAAGGUUGUUGAAACCCUUGUCAAGGGCAAGCCCACCAUUGCCGACUUCGUUCUGCACGCUAUUCAGGCUCCUGAUGUCACCGAGGACGCAAAGCUGAUGCUGCUUUGGCUGGCUACCGCCGACCGUCCUCUUUUGACCCGUGAGCUUAUCACACUAGCUUCAAUCCAGGUGGAGAAGCAGACUGUGGUCGAGCGCAAGAUUGAUGUUCGCCACGUGUUGAAGCCCUUGAUUUCGCUGGUCUAUAUGCAAGAUGGUCAGGUGUAUCUGCGCCACGGCCUCAUCAGAACCGCAAUUUUGGAUGUAUUCUCCAAGGGGAAGCUGAUUGUUAACAUCAAGGACCGCCACUCUGAUCUUGUUACUCGUCUUCUUGUGUAUAUCAAGCACACCGUUCAUGAGCAGCAUGAGCCUUCUCUCACUCCCCUUGAUGGCCGUGAUGUUAGCUCGCGUAUCAAGGGUAACCCUCUUCUUGACUUUGCCAUUCACUACUGGCUUCGUCACUUGAAACAGACUACCACCUAUACCACCGGUGGUGAUGUCGCCACGGCUAAGGAGUUCGGCAAAAUCUUCCCCGUCAGCGUUACUCUGCUCCUACUACAAAACACUCUUUGGAGUAAUUUCUCUACGCCCACGCUCGUCAGCUACCAAACUACUGUUACUAAUCUGUGCCGUGAGGUUUUGACCACCCAGAACCCUGUGACUCUUCAGUCUAUCAUAUCGUUGGCUCUCUUCUACCGCGAGCUGAACCAAGUCUCCCAAGUCAUUCCUUUGCUAUACGAGAUUACUACUCUCAGCAAGACGCUGCUUAGCACGACACACGUGGUCACCAUGCAGAUGGCUUUGUUGUUCCUCGACUUGACUGUCGACAUGGUCACUACAACCAAGUCCGAGAUCAUGACCAAGCGCGAAGAGUUACUCAUCAUCAUCAUCGAGUGCUACCAGUCCCACUACGGUGAGAAGUCUGAGAAGACUGUCAGCAUUAUGAAAACUCUAGUUGAGCACUAUCGCAUGACAAAGCAAGAGCAGAAGAUCCAGACUUGGACCUUGAAGAUCAAGAGCCUUACCACUACCCAGUAUGAUAGUGAUGAUACUCGUGAUCUCAGCGUUCGCCUCAAGAGCCACAAGCACGAUAUUGGCGACGUUGGUAUACGGUUCUUACUCCAUGCGGAGCAUGAUGAAGUCCAUGAAAGAUCCCUCUCCUUCGAGGGCGAGAUUACGCAGGCCGAGAAGUACACUGCCGAAGGCCGUCUUGACCUUGCGGAGCGAUUGUACAUUGAGCUCUGGCAGCGUGCUACCAAUGAGGAUCACAAGCUGCGUGCUGUUCUUGUUUACAGCAAAUUCCUCAAGAGUCAGAAGCGGGAGUACGAGGCCUCUUCGAUAUUGUCCAGCGUCUGGGAAGAGCACAGGAGCAGUACUCACACUCUUUCUGAGACUUCGACCUCGCACUUCGAGGAGAUCGCCAAGGUCAUGACAACUGUUGGUCUCAGCGUCGCUGCAUUGAGCAUCUUCAAGCACUGCGCGUCUUUCUACCAACGCACCAACCGUUCUUCCUCCUACUCGGAGGUCCAGAAGCACAUUUCGUCUACCUCUCAGCAUGUUAUGCAGCAGGCUAGCUCUUCCUCAUCGAACUUCUCCGAAUCCACUUUGGAAGAGAUCGUAUACGAGGCCUCUAGCACCUUCACGCUUGAUCAGAGCUCCUUUACAGCCACUAGCACUUUGCUGACCCUUUACACCAGGGAGCACCGCUGGAAGGAUGCCACCAGAGUUCUGAAGAAGGUUCUCCUUGGUGUAUGGCCGUCCUUAUUUGCUCCCUCCAUCCAGGAUGUGGUCCUUCCCAAUGAGCACACUGACAAGGCCGUUGAACUCGCCGAGCGCUUGAGUCAGUGCUACCACUACCGCCGUCGCUUCGCCCGCGAGGAGGGUAUCCGCAUCCGCAUGUACCGAGCCGUUCGCAUCGCCCGCCCUGUUGAAGACAAGUUGAGAGAGUCCUCCAAGAACCAGCUGAUCAUCUUCUUUGAGCGUUCCCAUCAGCCCGACCACGUUAUCAGUACUUACCAGGAGGUUCUGGAUGACUACACCAAGCACUACGGCCAAGACCACCCCACUGUGAUCAAGACCCUUUUCACCCUGGCUGAACUUACUCGUCCACGCCCCAUCUUCGUCGAGUACUAUCAGCGCAUCAUUCGUGCCUUGAACAAGGAUUCCCAGGUCAUCAAGCCCGAGGCUUUGGAAUCAAUUAUCAUUGUUGCCAACGAGCUCUGGACCCAAACGCGCUACUCUGACGCUGUCCACUACUUCACUCUUCUCUUCACCACCUUCCUGAGCCAGCCCAAGCAGACCCCGAAGUUCCAGGACGAGACUUUCGUUCAGCAGAUCUUCGACCGCUACACUCACUGCCUGCGCGCAAAUCGCACUGAGUUCAGUUUUAUCCACAAGGUCACAGUUGAAUUCCACAGCAAGGUCAAGACUGUGUUUAGCGCAACCGCUACGAUCACCAUCCAAGCGACUUUGACUCUUGCCAAGGUUUGCCAGGAGACCAAGACUUAUGAGAGUGAUGCCAUCGCGCUCUAUGAGGAACUUCUGAGAAUCAAGGCUGUUGGUGUUGAUCUUGAGGAAAUCGAGGCAACCCUUGACGGUAUCUAUGAGGAGCAGACAGCCACUGCUGUCUCUAAGUCUCAGACUAUCUCCGUCGAGCAGAAGCAGCGUGUCACCAAGAUUCUGCGCAAGCGUAUUGAAUCUACUCGCUCUACCUACGGUUGGGCGCACGAGGAGUCGUUGUCCAAACUACAGGAAGUGAUUACUUUCCACUCCCAGCAGAACGAUACUGAGAGUGUCACUAAGGAGCUGCACGAAUCCACCAAGCAGAUCUUGGCCUCUGAGACUUCUUCUGAGCGUCUGGUUGCUGCCGCCACUACUAUUGCCGCUAGCUAUAUUUCCACCCACCAGUCUCACAAGGCUGUUGAGCUGACCGAGGAGCUCUACCGCCAGAUUGUCAUGAAAGACACAUCCCGCUCCAAGGAAACCCAGCUUGAAGUCUCGUCCAAGGGUCGCCAGAGCCUUGUCUUCCUGGCCCAGCUCCAACAUAGUCUUCAUCAGAGCUCCUCCAGUAUCACCGAGAUUCUCGCCUCGUUGACCACCGAGUAUGUUUACUUCGAGGAGUUCCGCAGCGUCACCAAGUCCAAGAGCAGCUCUUUCCACAGCGUCUCGGUCACAACCACUCGUCUCUACAACUUUUUGCUCUCCAAUAAGCGCCAUGAAGCCGCUAACCAUGUCUUCAAUGAUUUCCAAGCCUACUUUGUUUCUACUGAGGGCAAGCGCUUCAAGUUGACCGAGGCUGCUCAGGUCAAGGUGUUCCUAGUGACCAUCAUUGGCUAUCUGACUCAACACCAUACUUCUAACUUCGUGCGCUCAGUGGGCAUUGCUUCCAACACCAAGGUUCUCGAGCUGCUCCAGGCUAAGAACUACAAUGAUGCCACCAACCUGGCCCUCGCGUCCUUCCGCUACAUCUCAGCCCACGACGUCUACCGGACCCCCGAGAUCGUCAAGUUUGUUUUCACUCUUGGUGUGCUCAUCUCUGGUCACAGCAUCACUCCUCAGCCCGAAGCUGCUGCUCUAAAGAAGCUGCGCGGUGUGUCUGUGCUCAUCCUCCAAGAGGUUCUCCGUGUCAUCGUCGACUUGAAGAUCAACCUAGCCCAGAUCAACCUUGACUACCUGAACAUUCUUAUCGGUCUCCUCGGUGAACAGAAGGACUACAAGAACCUUGUCUGGCUACUCAGCGACCUGUGGAACAGCCGCCACCGUCAAUCCAACUGGACCCCUGCUAUCACGCUGGAUCUGGCACGCCGCUAUAUUCUAGCCCGCUACCUGGUUGGUGACGCCCUCAAGGCUUCUCGUCUUGCCGAAGAUAUCGUGUACAACUGUCGCCGCGUGAAUGGUGCCCGCCACACCAGUACCCUGGAGAUGUCUACCCUCCUGUCACAGCUGUAUACCGCCAUCGCGCAGCGCUACCAAUCCGACAAGAACGGCCAGCACAUGGCGAACAAGUACUACAAGAAGAGUGCUGGUGUUCACGAGUCCCUUCUCCGCGUGUUCGUCGACCCCUCACUGGCAGAGUUCGAGGGUGCCCUCGAUGGCACCUUCAGCAUGGAUGGCUCUGCCUACGACAUCAACAUGCAGGAGCAAGCUUCCGACAACGGAUCCUCCCUCACAACGGCCGAGCACGUCCGUGCGCACUUCCAGCUUUUCAAGCUUUCCGUGCAGCGUCUGGGUGACUGGCCCAAGGAUUUCUCCGAGUAUGAGAGUCUGAAUGCGGCUCUCUUUGCUGAGUUUAAGGAUGAGUUGAAGGGUGUUGAGGGUGUUGAGAAAUGGAACCUGAAGAACUUUGGUGCUGGUAAAGCUUCUGGUUCUGAGGACACUUUAGACCUUCAAAACUUCACUUGGUCUAUUGAUCUUGGUCAGAAUGAGGAGGUUGAGGAGGAGUUGUAA